AUGAUCUACGGCGUUGCUGAUGUGGACGCCACGCGCAGGGACCACCUGGUGGAGCUGCUGGAUAUUGAUCUGACGUGGCGCAUGCACCGCGUGUCAGAUGGGCAGAGGAGGCGAGUGCAGAUAUGCAUGGGGCUGCUGCGACCCUUCCAGGUGCUGCUGCUGGAUGAGGUCACAGUGGACCUAGAUGUUGUCGCCAGGAUGGACCUCCUCUCCUUCUUCCAACAAGAAUGUGAAGAGAGAGGAGCUACAGUCGUGUAUGCCACGCAUAUAUUUGACGGCCUGGAGUCUUGGGCAAGCCACCUCGCUUUUGUCUCUUCUGGCAAGUUGCAGCGGCUGGAAUCAGUGGAUCAGUCAAUACAACAAUCUGCUGGUAGCCACAAGCCAACUACAUUGCAACUACCAUCAUUGCUGGAAACGGUGGAGCCUUGGCUGAGGGAGGAUAAGUCUAAGAGGGAGAAAGAGGUGGAAGAGGCAAAGAAGAGGGGAGAUGUGCCUAAAAGAGUGGACCCAUUUGCUGGUGCUGGUAGGCACAUGGCUUAUUAUAGGUAG
Closterium sp. Naga37s-1 is the source of this 549-nucleotide messenger RNA. The record is from the annotation of a GenBank genome assembly. Lineage: Eukaryota; Viridiplantae; Streptophyta; Zygnematophyceae; Desmidiales; Closteriaceae.